Neltuma alba is the source of this 637-nucleotide messenger RNA. Its product is annotated as protein PELPK1-like. Bases 27 to 410 code for a protein of 127 amino acids. The record is from RefSeq and is a predicted model, not a curated record. Lineage: Eukaryota; Viridiplantae; Streptophyta; Magnoliopsida; Fabales; Fabaceae. The transcript has a single exon.
CUUCUUCUUGUUCUCAUAACUCAGCCAUGGCUUCUUCUGGGAGGUCCAUCCUCGUAACUUUCCUUCUGGUUCUCACAUUCUCAAGCAUUAUGACGAGUUCCAGCGUAGAAGCUCGUCGUCUUCUCCAAACAACACAGCCUUCGAUACCAAACAUGCCUGGAAUUCCAAGUAACUUGCCUAAACCUACAGGAUUGCCACCUUUGCCUUCAAUCCCAAGUAACGUUCCUCCAUUGCCUACAAAUCUUCCAAAUAUGCCAAAACCCAAUGCACUUCCUCCUCUUCCUUCUAUGCCUCAGAUCCCAACAGUCCCACAGGCCACACUUCCUCCGUUGCCUAACAUUCCCUCUAUUCCCAAAAUCCCUAUCACUAUCCCCUCCGUCCCUUUCCUUUCUCCUCCUCCUUCCAAUUAAUAUCACAAAACAUGGUUUUCACUUUCUCGUCUAUAUUGCGAUUUGUUCGUUAGUACUCAGCAGCAUGCCGGAAUAUAUACCUACGUAGAAUUUCACUUGUUUUGGUUCGAAUGCUUUAUCUCGUGUGUCUGUAUAUUUGGAAGAGUUGCACUUGGCUAUAUGUUAUUUUCUUCUCUUCUCAUUUGGAGUGAAAUUUAGAACAGUUUGUAUUUUUUUUUUUACAUGUA